GUUAUCUCUUUUUUUAAUGAAAUUUUGAGGUUAUAAGAUGAAUUUACUUUUAGUGAAAGAUUACAUUACAUAUUUUGCUUAUUCAUAUUAAAAUUAAACAGAUUAAGAAUUUUUAUCUUUAGGUCGGAUAACAUUAUGAGGUUUUUAACCCGUUGUAGCAUCUUGAGGAUUUUGGGAAGACGGUAUACAAACCAGAGUAGUUGUGGUGUUAUUGACGUGUAUAAUAAUGUUAAUAUUCGGUCAUAUGUGAAUAUCAGUGCCAACAGACGAUUAUCCCUUAGGAAUCCUCCUGUAUUUGUGUCCGCAAUAUGUGUGUAUUCGUCUGAUAGUAAGAAACACUUUUUGAAUUUGGAAAAAAAAGCUGAAGUACUGAAAGAUGUAUUGGAGCACAAAAAGGAACAGUUAAAAGAUACAGAGCAACGGAUACGCUUGAAAGGCGAGGAAAUAGUGAGAGACAUUAAACAACAUAAGGAAAUAACAGGACAAAAAUUUAGAGAAAAGAAGGAACAUAUAAUCAAGGAUAUUUUGGAAACGAAAGCUAAAGUUAAGGAAAAGUUGGAGAUAGUUGUUGAGAGAGAAAAUCCGUUUACAAUACCGAACAUACUAUGUAUGGCGAGGAUAGCGAUGUCACCAUAUUUGGGAUAUGUGAUACUACAGGAUAAUUAUACGCUGGCAUUGGGUCUGGUGGCAUUCGCAGGAAUAACAGAUUUGUUAGAUGGUUGGAUAGCUAGAAACUACGAAGGCCAAUCAUCAAAAAUGGGGUCUUUCCUUGAUCCCUUAGCAGAUAAAGUGCUGAUUGCAACACUCUUCAUAUCACUCACUUGGCAGAAUUUAAUACCACUCAACCUCACUCUACUAAUAGUGGGCAGAGAUGCUGCCUUAGUUGCGUCUGCGUUUGUCAUAAGAUAUAGAAGUCUACCUCCACCGAGAACAUUAAGCCGAUAUUUUGACGUCACGCACGCCACCGCCCAACUAGCGCCCACGUUCAUAAGCAAAGUCAACACGGCGGUGCAACUUUUACUAGUUGGGACCACGGUGGCCGCCCCAGUGUUCGGCUACGUGGAGCACCCGGCGCUGCACGCUCUGUGCGCGGUCACGGCCGUCACCACCGUAGUAUCGGCCAUCAGCUAUUUAGUCAGUAAGGACACGUACAAGUUUCUGAAGAAGUCAUGAGUCAUGUUUGUAACCUCUUGGCCGCGGUUAUGCUAAUUGGCUUUACUGAAAUUGGGUUCUAUAAAUGGUUUUAAAUACUUUGUACGCUCAAGUUUAAAAAAAAAGUUUUAGUUCAUAUUUCAGGAUUUUAGGUUGGUAUGGUUUAUUGCAACUAUGCGUAAAAGUUGAAAUUUAGGAGAUGCUUGUCAGUGAACCUAUUAAAUUUAUUCCAUUAUAUGUAAAAGAGGGAAAACGACCUAAUUUUGGAUGGAUAUGUAGUCAAUGUCUUAUUUUAAUCUCACAGUGACCAUUUCUCUAGUGUUUAUAAUGUGCCCGUGUGUAUUAAAAUGCAUUAAAUAUCUAUAAUUAGCUAAUUUAUAUGUAACUGCGCCAAGAACUUAACUACAAAAUGUGAAAUAUUAAAAGUGGUCUUCCACACAAUUUGUGACUGAGUGAUAUUUCCAAAAUUGUGUAUAUUGUAAAUAAAUGAAUAUUAUAGA
This is a messenger RNA of Amyelois transitella, 1652 nucleotides long. It is a transcript of the gene CLS, whose product is annotated as probable cardiolipin synthase (CMP-forming). The record is from RefSeq and is a predicted model, not a curated record. Gene Ontology annotation, biological process: cardiolipin biosynthetic process. Bases 136 to 1173 code for a protein of 345 amino acids. The transcript has 5 exons. NCBI's taxonomy places the organism in Eukaryota, Metazoa, Arthropoda, Insecta, Lepidoptera, Pyralidae. Gene Ontology annotation, cellular component: membrane; mitochondrion. Gene Ontology annotation, molecular function: cardiolipin synthase activity.